AUGUUCUCUGGGAUUUUCCGCCGACGGGCCGUGGCUGACCCCGCUGCCGCCGAUUCCCAAGGUUCAUACGAAGUGCCUUUGUACACCAACGCAGCAUACUACCCAAACUGGAGAAUCUAUCAAAAACAGCCUCCCUCGUCUCUCCGAUUAGGAUUUAUUUCACACGUGUUUUACGCGUUUGCCUGGAUCAAAGAAGACGGGACUGUCUAUCUGAGCGAUGAGUGGGCAGAUACGCAGAUGCCGGUGGAUGGCACUGAGGGUUGCUUGCGCGCUUUCGUCCAGCUAAAACAGCAGUACUCCAAGAUGAAGGUCAUUCUUUCAAUUGGCGGGGGAGGUAAAGGUAGCGAGAAUUUUGCUGCGGUUGCCCAUAGUCGGUCGGGCCUGGAGACGUUUGUUCGUACUUCCCGAGCUUUGGUUGAUCAGUUUGGGUUGGAUGGUAUUGAUGUUGACUGGGAACAUCCUGCCGAUGCUAAGCAGGGCAAGGACUAUGUUCGCCUGCUGGCUAAACUACGAGAGGUUCUGCCGGCCCCCCGAUACGUGCUGACCACCUGUCUACCUGCUGGCCAAUGGGCCUUGCAGAACAUCGAUCUGAAUGCGGCACAAAAGUAUCUUGACAUGAUCAAUUUGAUGGCCUAUGACUUUACGGGACCCUGGGAGGCCGAGACUGCCCAUCAAGCCCAGCUACAUGGGUCGCCCAUCUCGGGCUAUUCGGCUGUUGACUACGUGCUGAUGCAAGGCGUAUUGGCCCGAAAACUCAUUCUCGGUGUUCCAGUAUAUGGACGAUCAUUUUUAGGUAGCAAUGGGCCUGGUCAGCGGUAUACAGGCAGUGGUGGAGAGGAUGGAGUCUUCGACUACCGCGAUCUCCCCCGUCCCGGAACCGAAGAAUACCAUGACCAACAAGCCGGCGCUGCUUCCUGUGUGGGUGGAGAUGGAGGAUUUGUUAGCUAUGACAACCCGGCCUCCGUGCAACAGAAAGCGGAGUUUGUCACUUCGUCGAAACUUGGAGGUCUUUUUUACUGGCACAUAUGCUCUGAUGCUCGGGGUCCACGCAGCCUCAUCGAAACUGGAUAUAACACUCUGCAUGAAAUGUAG
Messenger RNA from Penicillium macrosclerotiorum, 1092 nucleotides. Its product is annotated as glycoside hydrolase family 18 protein. The coding region runs from base 1 to 1092 and encodes 363 amino acids. The record is from RefSeq and is a predicted model, not a curated record. The transcript has 4 exons. Gene Ontology annotation, biological process: carbohydrate metabolic process; chitin catabolic process. Gene Ontology annotation, cellular component: extracellular region. NCBI's taxonomy places the organism in Eukaryota, Fungi, Ascomycota, Eurotiomycetes, Eurotiales, Aspergillaceae. Gene Ontology annotation, molecular function: chitin binding; chitinase activity.